This is a messenger RNA of Cryptococcus deneoformans JEC21, 934 nucleotides long. RefSeq lists its product as hypothetical. Lineage: Eukaryota; Fungi; Basidiomycota; Tremellomycetes; Tremellales; Cryptococcaceae. The record is from RefSeq and is a predicted model, not a curated record. Bases 1 to 888 code for a protein of 295 amino acids. The transcript is spliced from 4 exons.
AUGACAUUCAACAUCUGUAUUACCGGCGCUGCGGGUCAUGUCGGCAAAGUGGUGUCUCGUGCGGCACUUGCCAAGGGGCAUAGGGUGUUCGGCGUCGAUCUGCCAGCGAACUCAGGCGUCAGCGGGAACGAUAAGUACAACUACAAGCAACUCGAUGUGCGGGAUGACACGGCGUUGAAGACUGCGAUGAAGGAGCAGGGCUGUGAUGCCAUGAUACAUCUUGCAGCGGUCUUGAACAACCCUAACAGUGUACACAAAGGGAAAGACUGGACUGAAUCGGAUAUUCACAACAUCAACACGUCAAUGUCAUAUGGGAUUCUCCGGGCUUCAUCUGACCUUGGGGUCAAGCGGGUGGUACAAGCGUCCAGUGUGAAUGCUAUCGGCAUGCUUGGCUCUAAUCCCCCCACGUUCGACUAUUUUCCGUUGGACGAGAACCAUCCUUUACGCCCACAAGCCGCGUACGAUCUCAGCAAGCAGAUCUGCGAAGUGCAAGCAGGCGCCUUUGCUCGAAAAUACCCAUGGAUGCGAAUCGCCUCCUUCCGUUAUCAUUGGGUCGUUGACUCGUCCUUGUUCAACCUCGAGACGCUGCACAAACGUGGAGGAGAGCCGAAGGAUCUGUGGGGCUACAUCUCCGAGAAGGACGUUGCUGAGGCGACCCUGUUGGGAUUGACAGCUCCAGAAGCGACCUUUCCCAACGGUCACGAGGCCUUCUUCGUCGUAGCGCCGGUACAGCAUCAACAGGCUGCUACUAUUCCGCUCAUCGACAAGUGGUAUCCUAACGUCGAGAAGAGAAGGGAAUGGAAGGGUAACGAGGGACUGUACGAUUGUAGCAAGGCCAAGCGGUUCUUGGGCUGGGAGGCAAAGGAGUACUUCCCAUGGUACCCUUAGAUCUCAUUAAAAGAAAGUGUGGGGGAAAGCAUGAUGCAUAUGAUCA